This is a messenger RNA of Dentiscutata heterogama, 213 nucleotides long. The record is from the annotation of a GenBank genome assembly. NCBI's taxonomy places the organism in Eukaryota, Fungi, Glomeromycota, Glomeromycetes, Diversisporales, Gigasporaceae.
GGGAUUCAUUACCACAGAAGCCCUUUAAACCUUCUGAAAUGGCGAAGAAAUGGGAAAAGAUGCCAGAAGGUUUACGAACAAGUAUUCCUCCAGUGUCUAAGGGAAGAAGCACUAAUCUUAUCGAGAUCAAAAAUCUACCGUAUACGGUGAUCCCUCGUGAUAUCAAAAUGUUAGCGGGUGAUACUUCUAAGAACGUGAGUUCUAUCAGUGAAA